Juglans regia (Persian walnut) is the source of this 1141-nucleotide messenger RNA. RefSeq names its product non-specific lipid transfer protein GPI-anchored 1. The record is from RefSeq and is a predicted model, not a curated record. The transcript has 2 exons. Bases 157 to 753 code for a protein of 198 amino acids. NCBI's taxonomy places the organism in Eukaryota, Viridiplantae, Streptophyta, Magnoliopsida, Fagales, Juglandaceae.
UCCAUUAAUGCCCCGAGUUCUCCUCCCUCGGUUUUUACAUCCAUCACCCAUGCCCAUUGUUAUAUAGCAAAGCUUUUUUUAAAAAAAACAUUCAGCUCAUUUUCGACCGUGUGUUCAAACCUAACGCAAAGCAACCCCGAGAGGAUUAGGAAAAAAAUGAAAGCUCAAUCUCAUAUCGUCACCCUCUUCUCGUUUUUGUUUUUCUUGUUGUUCUGCGGUUUAGUUUGUAAGGUUGGAGGGGCGGAUUUUGCCAAAGAGUGUAGCCAGGAUUUCGAGAAGGUGGUGCAGUGCCUGAACUACGUGACGGGAAAAGCAAAGACGCCGACGGAGGAGUGCUGCUCUUCGGUGAAGGAAAUAAGGGACAGUAAUCCGGUGUGCUUGUGUUACUUUAUCCAGCAGACUCACAAUGGUAGCGAGCAGAUCAAGAAUUUGGGCGUCCAAGAGACUAAGCUGCUUCAGCUUCCUACUGCAUGCAACUUGAAAAACGCAAGCAUUAGUAAUUGCCCCAAGCUGCUUGGACUAUCACCUACCUCCCCAGACGCUGCAAUCUUUUCAUCAAAUGCUUCAACAGCGACGCCCACCUCUACUACUCCAUCGACAGGCACACCAUCGUCGGCUAAUGAGGCGAAUGUUGGAGACAGGCUUGAACCCCACUUGGUUGGCUUGAUGGCGAUGGCUUUUAUAACCAUCUUUCUCUUUGCAUUAAUCCCAGUUGGGUCUGCCUCCUCCACUUUUCUUCACUCACAAGGAUGAAAGGUUAUGCUAUCUAGCUAACACGAGCGACACUGAGCUUGCAAUAGGCUCCAUUGUCUCUGUUGUUUUGCUCCACCCUUUUAGAAAUCGGGACCUUGAUUUGUCUUUUGCAUCUUCUUCUUGUUUUCUGCCUCGUAAUCACCUUAAUCUUAACUUUGCUGUGUGUACCGUUCCGUAAUUAUCAAACCUUUUUUUGUUGUCACUAGUAGCAACUGUGUGUGUCCUGUUGCAGUGUCGCUUAUGUCUUUAUUUUGAUCUUCACUGCUCAAUAGUGUUAUGCUUGCAAAAAUCUAUGUUGGAGAUGAGGUCUGGCGGCUCUGGCCCACAAAUUUAUACCAAGAAUCGGGCCCUAUGGCCCACGAUCUUCCAAUAAAUUCAAGAUCUUCAA